Molecule: messenger RNA, 4716 nt
Organism: Cuscuta epithymum
Lineage: Eukaryota; Viridiplantae; Streptophyta; Magnoliopsida; Solanales; Convolvulaceae
Source: the annotation of a GenBank genome assembly
AGCUAAAAUAAGAGCCAAUUAUUGGUUCAAAAUGCUACCAAUGUUAUAGCCAAUGCUUGCAUGGGUAAGAUCGUUGUUGCAAAGGAAUUCAUUUUCAAAUACGUUUGCAGUGUAUCAAAUAUAAAUCCACAACUGUAGCACCAAGAUGCUUAUAAAAGGCAUCCCACAUCAUUGGAUCGGAGCUCACUACACGCUAUACUCUAAACUCUUGAGUCUUUGUAUCGAUCUAAGGUAUUUUUCCAAAUGUUGUUUGAUUCAUUCCCACAUGAUAACAAAUGGUAUUUUGCCCAACGUACAUCUGCACACAAAGCUGAUCAUAUGUUAUUCAAAGUUUGGUGAAAUGGGAACCGCUCAGAAGGUGUUUGAUGGUAUGGGCCAAAAGAAUUUGGUUUCUUGGACUGCGUUAUUGUCAGGGUAUUCUCGAAAUUUGGAUUCAGGAGAAGCUAUGAGAGUGUUUAGUUCAAUGCACUGUGAGGGCUUAAAGGGGAAUCAAUUUACAUAUGGAAGUGUUCUGAGGGCCUGCACCAAUUUGUUGGGUUUGAAUCAAGGUAAACAAGUACAAGGGCGUGUCCAGAAGAGCAGAUUCGCUGAAAAUUUAUUUGUGCAGAGUGCAUUGCUUGAUUUCCACUCCAAAUGUGGGGAAAUAAAUGACGCUCGUCUUGUGUUUGAUUCAAUGUUGCAGAGAGAUUUGGCUUCAUGGAAUACAAUGAUUGGUGGAUAUUCUUUUCAGGGAUUCUACAAUCAUGCAAUUUUUAUGUUCCGCUCGAUGCUAAGAGAAGGUAUGCAUCCUGAUUGCUUCACGUUUGGAAGUAUUCUGAGAAAUUCAUUUGGAGGUUAUAGAGUCGAUGGACUUAUGAUUGUUAGCAGUAUACAUGGUAUCAUUGUUCAAUUGGGGUAUGAGUUGGAUAACGUGCCAAUUGGAUCUCUGGUUGACGCCUAUGUGAAGUAUGGGAAUUUAGCUGGUGCAAAUCGUCUUUAUAGAAGUAUGAAGAAGACAGAUAUCAUAUCAUGCACUACAUUAAUUAUGGGAUAUGCUCGUCAAUGUAAAGGCAUUGAUGAAUGCAUGAAUCUCUUUUUAGAGUUGCACCGAUUGCACGUGGGAAUUGAUAGUGUAAUAUUGUGCUCAAUGCUUAGUUUGUGCGCUAAAUCAGCAUUAUUGUGUCUAGGAAGGCAGAUGCAUACUCUUGCAUUGAAAUAUCAAAAUAAACAUGAUGUAGCCUUGGGAAACUCUUUGAUUGACAUGUACUCAAAAGCAGGUGAGAUUGAGGCUGCUAAGAGAAUUUUUCAUCACAUGGAAGAGAAGAAUGUAAUCUCAUGGACAUCAAUGAUAUCUGGAUAUGGUGUGCACGGCCAUACUGAGAACGCAAUUUCUCUUUACAAGAAGAUGGAAUUGCAGGGAAUUCAUCCAAAUCAUAUUACGUUCUUGUCCCUUUUCUCUGCUUGUAGGCAUACUGGCUUGACUUCUCAAGGCUGGGAGUUCUUCCUCAAUAUGGUUGGCAAAUAUAAGAUUUGCCCACUGUCGAAGCAUUAUGCUUGCAUGGUAGACCUUUUGGCACGUGAGGGUUGUUUGGAAGAAGCCCAUAGUUUGAUAUGUAGGGAGAAUAUUAAUCCGAGUGCUUCUCUUUGGGGAUCACUUCUUGGGGCGUGUAGUAUGCAUGAACAUAUGCAUCUUGGAGAGUUAGCAGCAAAGAAUUUAUUUAGUAUGAACCCCCAAGAGUCUGCCAACUAUGUUGUCUUAGCUAAUAUAUACGCAUCAACAGGUUUAUGGCAAAAGGCUGCCGAUACACGGGGAUUGAUUGUUAAUAGGAGGUUACUGAAGAAUCCUGGUCAUAGUUUUGUCCUGUCAAACAGCAAGAAUUUAUUACUUCUUCCCGCUGGUUGGUAGAAAGGUCUGUGAGGAAUUCAAUGUAUUUGAUUUCAGAUGUGUUAUUUUUAUGCAUUUAUUCAUUGUGCUUAAUGAUCGAGCAUUUGAGCUGCCCUUAGCAGUUAGCUCAUAUAUACAUACAUAUGCAAUUUUGAACUUUCGUGCAGAAAAAGAAAGGAUUAAAGGAUAGAGAUAAGGAGCUCAUUGACUUGUUUAUUGUUGUUGUUAGUCAACCUAAAGUUCCAUCUCGUUAAUUAUCUCUUUGUGUGUACAAAUGCUAUUAUUUUUUCAGGGGAAAUUGGAGUUUGCACCCCACUUUAUUGGGUAAAUUUGACUUUGCAUCAUGUUUCGUAAAACCUUAAUAUUUGCACCCCUCUCUGUCAUAUACUCUGUUUAACAAAGAAACUCCCUCUGUCCGCCCUAAUUAAAAAUUGUAGAUAGACUAUAAUGCCCAUACCUAAUAGAUCAGCGACCUUUCUGAAUUCUGGCCAUUGUUCAUUCUUUCCCAAUUCUCACGUAAGUUGAAAUAGGGUUUCAACAAUUGAAGAUGAUAUAUGAACUCAAAGCUUUGUUGGGAAGAUAGAUAUGCAAAUAUGAACUAUUCUAAUCAAGAUGGUGGGCGAGUGGUCGAUUUCUUCACUUCAGGAGAAUGCAAAGAGUUUGUCUUGGAUUCAGAAGCACUCACACCAACCCCAAUAGAAAUGACGAAGAGGACGUCUAAGAAAUUGCCGGUGAAGAGAAAGAUGAUCCCUUUACCAGAUGCGACUAUGCGAGUAACUAAGUAAGAUUAACUAAAUUGCCAAAAAAAAGAUUAACUAAAUUGCCUCUUACUGUAUCUAUUUUUCUUCUUCCUUGCCAACAAUUUAACAAGCAGUAAUUCACUAUGAUGAAAAUGCACGAACUCAUGUAAGAAAACGAAGUAAUAAUACAUAGAAGCAACAUAUGCUCGGACUAGGAUGGUCCUUGGUUGUCCUUCCUAGAAACUAAAUGCGGCCUAACAGAAUGCCGGGUGGUGGACAUGUGCUCAUCUAUUUGGUUUUUCUGUCUGUUAGGCUGAGCAGUGCUAUGGGAAUCCUUACGGUGUCUGGUCUUCAAUAACUGGUUAUAGGCUUAUAGCUAUAACAUGUAAUGUAUGAAGAAAUAUUGCAAUAUCUACUAGUUGUUCUUCGAAUUGCCUUGAUGUAUGCAUUUUAUCUCAAUGAGAUCAGGUACAAUCUCUAAGUGAUUUUUUUUGCUGGAGAAAUGUGUAUUGUCUAUAAAUAUUGUUCUAUCUGUGAUGUAAUUAUACUCCUCUCUGUAAGAAUAAAUACAUGUUUAAUGCAAAAAAAAAAUACAUAGAAGAAAAAAGUUUGGAAGUGUAAUAUGUAAAGUAUAGUGCCCUGAUAGAAGCUUCUUUAUUAAGCCCAAGUAGUUUAUGCAGUUGUUUUGUGACAUACCGACAUCUUAAGCCAAAAUUAUAGUGCACACAUUUGUUGACUUAUACAUUGCUUUAAUAAAUAUGCAUUUAUUAGUCUAGUUUAUAUGGUAAAUGUUAAGCUUCUUUUUUUAUAAUGUUUUCUUUUGUCCUUUGCAAUCACUAGGGAUCCAUUUCAAGACAACCCCACUACUGAAGGACUCAAUAAUGAUGCCUUGGGUGAUAUAUACGGUGAAGUGCCUCCACUGAAUCAUAUUGCAAAUGCAGAAACAACUGAGGAUGCAUUCCACUAUUAUCAAGGCAUAUUGUAAUGUGGCAAUGCUAUAAUUUAUAUUGGGUAUUUAGAUUUGUUUCUAAUAAAAUAGUUUUAUUUAAGAAGUUCUAAAUGUGUUUUAAAUACAGUUGUUAUAUGGGAUUAUAGGUACCCAAUUUAAUGAGAUUUCUGAUGGAUUGGAUGGGUAUAGUCUGAAUGACUCAGAUAGUGAAUCAAAUGAUGGGAGUUGCACACCAUAUGACCAAUCAAACAGUGAAGUUGAGAGUGACUAUAUAGAAGAACAAGAUGAAGCUGGCAUGGAAAAUGAAGUUGUUUUCCCACCUAUACUUUCAAGGGCUCCUGGAAGACCUAAACACAACCGAAUGAAGGGGCACGAUGAGAAUGAAAAACAGUCCAAGAAUAUAAAACAGUCAAGCUCUACAGUUUUUUCUCUACAUUUAUCCUCAUUUUAUAGCUAUAUGCGCAUGAAUAGUUAUUACUCCCUCCGUCCCAAAAUCGUUGGCCAAUGUUGACUUGCACGUGGAUUAAUAAAGUAAAAACUAUGUGGUUGAAAUUUGUGCAGAGGAGAGAGAAUUAACUUUAACCACAUAUUGCUUACGUUAAAUAAAAAUGGCAAAAUUUUUUGGGACGGCCAAAAAAGGAAAUUUGGCCAACGAUUUUGGGACGGAGGGAGUAAUUAUUAGCCGAAGCUAUUCAUAUCAGCCGCCAUCUGCUCUGAAAUGAUGUUGGAGCAUAUGAGAAGUAUGACAGGAAGAAGAGUCUGCUGUUGCGGAAUGAAAGUUGAUUUAUUGGGUUGUGUUUUGUACCUUUGCUCCCCCCCCCCCCACUAAUUUGUUUUACUUCCGAAAAACAAUUAAUGUCACCCCCAUGCCAUUGACACCCACAGUAUGACAUGAACCAACUUUAUGGCUACCCAAGGGUGUACAAAGCAGAAUCCUCCAAGGAGAUUUCUUACAGCUUGCAAUUUAAGAGCCUAUUUGCGGAGGCUAGAUUUGGUGUAAUUGACAGAGUUUGCUGAUACUGAGCUGAGUUAGUUAACUUGUUGAAUUAUAUGUAUAUAUUUAAAAGAAGGUAAUGUCUAAAAUGAGUGUAUAAAUCUCAUUUAGUUUGUUCCACUUUCAUCUUGCUCGUCCAUAACUUUUGCACCUUUUUGAUAUAUUAACC